Molecule: messenger RNA, 1687 nt
Organism: Habropoda laboriosa
Lineage: Eukaryota; Metazoa; Arthropoda; Insecta; Hymenoptera; Apidae
Gene: Task6
Product: two pore potassium channel protein sup-9
Exons: 7
Coding region: 419-1528 (369 amino acids)
Biological process (GO): stabilization of membrane potential; potassium ion transmembrane transport
Cellular component (GO): membrane
Molecular function (GO): potassium ion leak channel activity
Source: RefSeq, a predicted model, not a curated record
GUGCUCGAGACAGAGAAUGGCGUGGUCGGAUUUCGCGUGCACCUCGUCGUGACGUGAAAGUCGGCACUAAAAGCGUCGGGCGCUAAGCUGAGGAAUGGAGGAAACGUGGCAGUGGGAGCAGCGAAAGCACUGCCAUAUCAUUCUGCUCAACCCUUUGUCGUACGUAAAGGAGAACCCGGAACAGGCUGCAGAUGAACGAAAGCGGCUACAAGGUAGUCUCUGCAAGGAAGAAGACACCCUGAAGAAGAGGAGUCGCGUGCCGGGUCUGUAGCGUUCGGUAAAGAGAGGAAGGGCCCCCCGAGUAUCAUCAGAUAGGAGAAGGGGUCGUCAUGGGCCCGGCACACCAAACCGUAGCCCACUGAGCGAUGCAAGUAGUUAGGGCCGGGGCCCUGCUAGUGAGCAUGUGGCUCACUAGAGAAUGAAGAAGCAAAACGUCCGGACCAUAACGUUGAUCAUCACCACGUUUACCUACCUCCUCGUCGGCGCUGCAAUCUUCGACUACCUCGAGUCCGAGACAGAGAAACGACGCAAAGUAGCAUUGGACGCCAUUGAAAAAAUGGUUAUACGCAAGUACAAUAUAAGCGAGAACGACUUCAAGAUCAUGGAAACAGUGGUGCUGAAGACGGAACCUCAUAAAGCUGGCAAACAGUGGAAAUUCGCCGGAGCGUUUUAUUACGCGAUCACGGUCCUCACCACUAUCGGUUACGGACAUUCCACGCCGAGCACCGUAGAGGGCAAGCUGUUCACGAUGUUCUACGGGGGCAUCGGUAUCCCGUUAGGACUCGUAAUGUUCCAGAGCAUAGGAGACCGUCUGAAUAAGCUCUCGUCCAUCGUAAUACAGAACAUAAAGAGGCGUCUAAACUGUAAGGAUGUCCAGGCCUCAGAAACAAAUCUUAUCUGCGCGGUGACGACCUUAUCUUGCUUAACAAUUGCUGGAGGUGCCGCGGCGUUCUCUCGGUACGAAGGGUGGUCAUACUUCGACUCCAUCUACUAUUGUUUCGUCACCCUGACAACCAUUGGCUUUGGCGACAUGGUCGCGUUACAAAAGGAUAACGCGCUGAACAACAAGCCCGAGUACGUGAUGUUCGCCCUGAUAUUCAUUUUAUUCGGCUUGGCCAUCGUCGCCGCCUCCCUCAAUUUAUUGGUGCUGAGAUUUGUCACAAUGAAUACCGAGGACGAAAAGCGAGACGAGGCUGAGGCUCUACAGGCUGCGCAAGGAGCAGUGCGCUUGGAGGGCGACGUAAUAGUGGUGAACGGCUCGAUACUGGCGGGCCUCGUAGGCAACCUCGGUGACACGGCUUCGCUGGAAGACCAGACGUCGGUCUGCAGCUGCAGCUGCACCGGCUUCCAGAAGAAACGACGGAGACCACGGUUCACGGUCCGUCGCUCGCCCGGUAAGAUCUCGCACCUGCUGCCGAUGCAGCAGCUGCCGACGUUGAAUAUGCGCAGUGAGCAACGUUCGCCGCCGUUGACACCGUUGCUGCAACGGCCACCGUUGCAACAACUCCAGCGACGGGAGUCCGUUUGAAGGCUCUUCUUCAUCCGCGAACGGGGAGAGGACAGACAGAGAGACAAGAAAGAUCGUAGGGGAUGGAAUGAGAGAGAUAACAGAUAGAGAGAGCGAAUGAGAGAGAGAGAGAGCUUUUGCUGGCGACCGCUUCAACGAAUUUAAUCCCAGAGAGAGAGA